UCAAAGUGUAUUCGUAUUGACUGUGCCCGUGAAAAUGCUGCCAGUGAAAAAACGAGUGCUGUUCAAUUAUUUAGUGAAAUUAAAGUGAAAUAAUAUAAAUCGCGCAUUAAAAUGAAAUUUGCCGAACACUUGAGCGCACAUAUAACACCGGAAUGGCGAAAACAAUACAUAAACUACGAGGAAAUGAAGGCUAUGCUUUAUGCGGCCGUGGAGCAGGCUCCCUCCGCAGAGCUCGUCGAUCCGGAGGUGCUGUCGCGUUACUUUGCUAAAUUCGAUGAGCAAUUUUUCCAUUACUGCGACAAAGAGUUGGCCAAAAUAAAUACCUUCUAUUCAGAGAAAAUGGCGGAGGCUACACGCAAAUAUGGCAAUCUCCGUAGUGAGCUUAGCGAGACGCUCGAGAUGGGCACUGUGAAGAAGCAACCGGCUUGGAAGUCCAAGACGCCCUUGGGCAAGAAGAAUGUACCUGCGCGCAAGAUACAGGAUCUCAAAUUGGCAUUUAGUGAAUUUUAUUUGGGUUUGAUUUUGUUACAAAACUACCAGAAUUUGAAUUUCACGGGCUUUCGCAAGAUACUCAAGAAGCACGAUAAGCUCUUGAAUGUGAGCGAUGGUGUCAGGUGGCGUGAGGAGUAUGUGGAGGCGGCGCAUUUCUAUGUCAAUAAGGACAUCGAUCGGCUCAUACAGGAAACGGAGCGCGCCUUCACCAACGACAUUGAGGGCGGCGAUCGACAGAAGGCAAUGAAGCGCUUACGUGUGCCGCCGCUGGGUGAGCAGCAAAGUCCAUGGACCACCUUCAAGGUGGGCCUCUUCUCAGGCGCUUUUGUUGUGCUCUUUCUCACCGUUGUACUGUCGGCCAUAUUUCAUGGCUUCGGCAAGGAUUGGCGCGUCGGUUUGCGUAUGUUUCGCGGCCCCUUUCUCAUCAUCGAAUUCCUGUUUCUGUGGGGUGUCAAUGUCUAUGGCUGGCGUUCGUCGGGCGUAAAUCAUGUACUCAUCUUCGAGCUGGAUCCGCGCAAUCAUCUCUCUGAGCAGAAUAUCAUGGAAGUGGCCUCAGUGUUUGGCGUUAUUUGGGCCAUUUGUGUGCUGUGCUACAUUUACUGUGAUCCACUAGGCAUACCGCAGUAUUCGGCACCCAUUUUCCUCUACACACUAAUGAUUGCAUUUCUGCUCAACCCGACGAAGACGUUUCACCAUGAGGCGCGCUAUUGGGCGGUGCGCGUGCUUAGUCGAGUUGUCAUGGCGCCAUUUUUCUUCGUGACCUUCGCGGAUUUUUGGCUCGCCGAUCAGCUUAACAGUCUUGUGCCGGCCUUUCUUGACAUACCCUUCGUUAUUUGCUUUUUUGGUGAGAAUCCCAACUGGCACAGGACGGGUAACGAUGGCACUACUUGUGUUAGGGACAUCUCCAUGGUGCGUCCGGUUGUCGCUAUUUUGCCGGCCUAUUGGCGAUUCGCUCAGUGUAUUCGUCGCUAUCGUGACACGCGUGAAGCUUUUCCGCAUCUGGUGAAUGCUGCCAAGUACGCAACAUCGUUUUUUGUUGUAAUAUUCUCCUACAAGUUCCAAA
This is a messenger RNA of Rhagoletis pomonella (apple maggot), 1555 nucleotides long. RefSeq names its product xenotropic and polytropic retrovirus receptor 1 (gene PXo). NCBI's taxonomy places the organism in Eukaryota, Metazoa, Arthropoda, Insecta, Diptera, Tephritidae. Gene Ontology annotation, molecular function: inositol hexakisphosphate binding. Gene Ontology annotation, biological process: cellular response to phosphate starvation; phosphate ion transport. Gene Ontology annotation, cellular component: cytoplasm; Golgi apparatus; plasma membrane. The record is from RefSeq and is a predicted model, not a curated record.